UUUAAUGCUACAAGGGUUGUUUACAAAUAGUCACAGAUGUUUCUGAUAGUGUCUACAAGGUUGUCUAUUGACAUCGUAGCAAGAAAUAACACUAUAACAGUUUAGCUCAGUAGCCCACACUAGGCAUUUUAAGAACACUUUAUUUUAUUUUACAGUUUUCAUUCAGGUCACCAGAUUAAUCCUUCACCAGUUCCGGCGGCUGGUUUGAAGGAGCAGCUAUAGACAUAUUCUGUACAAUAUGAGUCGUUUCCAAUCUCUUGUUUCUACUAAAUGGCUUUGGAAUUGUAUUUCAAAUUCAAAUACUUAUUCCUCCAAACUGAGAAUACUUGAUUCAACUUUUCAUCUCCCAAAAGCUAACAGGGAUGCAUAUGGGGAAUAUAAAGAGAAACACAUUCCUGGAGCUCAGUUCUUCAGCGUUGUGGACUGUUCUGACCACACCUCGAAAUAUGAACAUAUGUUGCCAACGCCACAGGAGUUUGCUGCAUAUGUUAGUGACAUAGGAAUAAGCAAUGACACUCAUGUCGUUGUAUAUGAUGCUUCAGAUAGUUAUGGUUUUUUCUCGGCACAGAGAGCUUGGUGGAUGUUUCAUGUAUUUGGACAUGAACAAGUGUCAGUACUCAAUGGAGGUUUAAAGAAAUGGUGUGAAGAUGGAUAUCCAAUAACUGAUACCAUAGAAAGCAUGGAGAAAGAAACUUUUCACCCAAAGUUGAGGACAGAGUUGGUGAAGAGUUUUGAAGAUGUUGAAAAAAAUUUAGUUACGAAGACUUUCCAAAUUGUUGAUGCAAGAUCUGCUGGAAGAUUUCAUGGAACAGGUCCUGAACCCAGACCUGAGAUUAAACCAGGACAUAUCCCUCUUGCCAAAAAUAUUCCAUACGGAACAGUGAUUGAUAAGAACACAGGAACCCUGAAAUCCUCUGAUGAGCUAAAGAAAGUAUUUUUGUCAGCUGGAAUAGACCUGGAACAGCCUCUUGUGGCUUCAUGUGGAUCAGGUGUGUCUGCUUGUGUUCUGUCAUUUGCAGCAUCCACUCUUGGGAAGACUGUGCCUGUGUAUGAUGGAGCAUGGGUUGAGUGGUACCUUAGGUCAAGGUCAGACCAGAGAGCCAGCUGUCCAGAGGACAAUUAAAUAGGUUUAACUCUACAGUUCUGUGACUUCCCUAUGUCUAGAAUGCUUCUGCUUAAAUGAUAAGGAAGUAUCUCAUUGUCUUUGUUCUUUGUUAGAUGCAUCACUGCGAAUAAGCAGUAAACAUAUAAAAGAGAAGCUAGGUUUAUUAUGUGUAUUAUAUUUGUUAGCAAAACCUUGUUGUCCCAACUGUUACUGAAUGACAUGUAAAUACAACACAAUUCUCAGAAUAGGGGGCUCGACAUUGACAGCAGAAUCAACAGUGCAGUAAAAUAAUAACAUUAUUUCCUCUUUUGAAAAAUUUGAAAGUAAUAUGCCUUGCCUCCAGAAGAACAAAGUCACAUGAAAAAAAGAUAAGUCAAAGUCGUUACUGACAACAUUAAGAGUAUAGUAAAAUUGCAUGGUAUUUUGAACUUGCUAACCCCCCCCCCCCCCCCUCUUGGGGCCAUUUUAAAUGUCCUACCCCUAAUCUCUAAUGAAAGCAAAAACGGAGAAAAUAUUUUUCUGUAUCUCAUAUGAUCUACUUUCUAAUAUCUCAUUAUAUCACCAUAUUACACUAGUGUUAUCAUAUGAAGACUUCCCAAAAUCUAAGCAGCAGAAGUAUGAAAGAAAUAAUGAUCGAUAUACUAAAAUCUUUCAGAAGAAAUAUGGUCCAUCUUAUAUUUUAUUGAGCUUCUCAGUGUUCAUUAGUUCUGUUUCAUAGAAAUAUGUUCUUAAAUAGUGAUUAUGCUGCAAAUCAAGAAAAAAUUUGUAAUCAAUCGAAAGCAUUAAUAGCAAUUUACAUGUAUAUCUGCUGUAAUGGAAUUCAGAUGUCUUUUGCCAUGAAAAGAGUGACCUUGAAAUAGCCUUGAUACAAAAACAAGAACAUUGCACAUCUUUUUUUCUUUUUCUCAAAAGAGUGUGUACAUUCUGUAAUUGUUGCUUACAAAAUGUCAAAUCUAAAAUCGUCCAAUAAAUUUAUAUACAGUGUGUGGUGGUCAGCCAGGUUUGAUAGGGGCCUGGGUUCAAAUUCCGGUCUGGUCCGUUGCAUUUUCUUCCUUCCUGUUACAUUUGGUGCCAUGGACCAGCUGCUAGAACUGACAGGUGAAAAUGCCUGCCAGGGGAUGAAGAUCCUGGGUUGAUGUCUUCAAGUGUGAAGACAUUUAUGGAGGGAGGACCUAAACUACUUCACUCAAGUCAAUCAGUGGCUCAGGUGGUACCCCUACAACCCAAAACUGAGGACAGAAAAUGAUAGUCCUAGGGGUCCCCUGCCUUACCUGCAUACUUCUUUUGCAGACUCUUCAAAGAUGAAAUUCUUUUGAACCUUCAUUCUGAUUCGAUGUGAUGUAAGGCCCAAAAAAAAAAUAUGUUGGUUUCCACUUUCCUGACUGACCCUAAAAAUUUCUGCCGACCCUAACACAUUUUUUUCCAUUCUCACAGAUUUUGCGAAUGUCAUCACUACAACAAGAGUAUAUUUAUUGACUUAUUAAGUUAUUUAUUAUGCACAUACUUCCCAUGCAGAAACAGUUUUCGUUUACAGUACAGUGGAAGAACUUUUUUGAUUCAUCAUAUAACUUUUAUUUGAUUACUAGAUAAUCACUAUAUUUUAUACAUAGUAGAAUACUGAAUCAUUAUAAAAUAAUUCAACCUAUGGAAAAAAAAAAUUAAAAAUAAGAUAAAAUGCUACCUACCUACCGACCCUUAAAUUUUUUUAGAUGAAAGUGGAAACCAACAUAUAUUUUUGGGGGGCCUAAAAUAGGCAUUACAGGUGAGCUUAAUUGCCCUCACAUGCUAUGUGACUCCUUUAUAGGGUCCUUUAUGGUUGACUUCAUUUUUCUCUAUCCCUUUAUCAUUUUUAUUUUAUUAAUCACCCACACACCCAUGCUUGUACUUAUAUUAUGAAAAGAAUUAAACAGACUAAUUUUA
Messenger RNA from Ostrea edulis (European flat oyster), 3025 nucleotides. Its product is annotated as 3-mercaptopyruvate sulfurtransferase-like. Gene Ontology annotation, biological process: transsulfuration. The transcript is spliced from 3 exons. The coding region runs from base 239 to 1123 and encodes 294 amino acids. Gene Ontology annotation, cellular component: mitochondrion. Lineage: Eukaryota; Metazoa; Mollusca; Bivalvia; Ostreida; Ostreidae. The record is from RefSeq and is a predicted model, not a curated record. Gene Ontology annotation, molecular function: thiosulfate-cyanide sulfurtransferase activity.